Larimichthys crocea (large yellow croaker) is the source of this 1681-nucleotide messenger RNA. Its product is annotated as growth hormone-regulated TBC protein 1-A. The coding region runs from base 212 to 1258 and encodes 348 amino acids. Gene Ontology annotation, molecular function: small GTPase binding; GTPase activator activity. NCBI's taxonomy places the organism in Eukaryota, Metazoa, Chordata, Actinopteri, Sciaenidae. The transcript has 8 exons. Gene Ontology annotation, biological process: regulation of GTPase activity. The record is from RefSeq and is a predicted model, not a curated record.
GUGUGGAUGUUACCUGGGUGUUACUUAAACUGGCCCCUCCUCUCAGUGAACACACUGUAAGGUGAGGCGUUUGAAACUCAGACCGCUUUUGUUAUUUACCUUGACAGCACUCUAACCCUCUUCUCCCAAGUGACACAAAUGAAAUAACCCUGCUCGGUGCCGGUCGUUUAAAGCCUCGGUGGACUUCUGAACCUGAAGCACCUGACGCGCGAUGGAAGGGGAAAUGGCAGGAAAUGUUCCUCAACCUUUAAAUGACAAUGGCAACGAGAGGAUCGACCCCUAUGGCUUCGAGAGACGCCACGAUUUUGAAUCCUACAAGGAGAUGAUGAACGAGUACGUGGCCGUCCUCAACAGAAGGUCGAUGAGAUGGUCCAAGCUCCUGCAAGAGAAACCGCACAUGGAGAAGAACUUGACAGUGAAAAGGUAUGUGCGUAAAGGUGUGCCUAACGAACACCGUGCCAGGAUCUGGAUGGCAGCUAGUGGCGCGCAGGAACAACUGGAGGGCAACCCGGGUUAUUACCAGUCUCUGCUGGCCAUGGAGCACGACGCCAAGCUGAAGGAGACCAUCCACAUAGACAUGCACAGGACCUUUCCCGACAACGUCCUCUUCAAGAGCAAAGCAGAACCGAGCCUGCAGAGGGCUCUGUACAACGUGCUGCUGGCGUACGGACACCAUAACAAGGCGGUGGGGUACUGCCAGGGCAUGAACUUCAUUGCAGGAUACCUCAUCAUCAUCACCAAAGAUGAAGAGAAAUCAUUCUGGCUGAUGGACGCGUUGUUGAGCAGAAUGCUCCCAGACUACUACAGCCCGGCCAUGAUGGGUCUGAAGACUGACCAGGAGGUUCUUGGGGAGCUGGUGAAGGCUAAAGCUCCUGCGGUGGGACAGCUCAUGGACCAGUAUCCUGGCAUAUGGACACUGGUGGUGUCACGCUGGUUCAUCUGCCUCUACAUUGACAUACUCCCAAUUGAGACGGUUCUUCGGGUCUGGGAUUGUCUUUUCUACGAAGGCUCCAAGGUUCUUUUCCGUGUCGCUCUGACUCUCGUCAUUCACCACCAGCCAGAGAUCCUGAGAGCUCGCUCUUUGCCUGACGUGUGCGAGUGCUUCAAACAAAUCACCUGCGGAGCUUUCACUCUGGACUGCCACACCUUCAUGCAGAAGAUCUUUGCCGAACCCGGGAGCCUGUCGAUGACGACUAUCGAUAAACUCAGAGAGAAAUGCAGACAACGAGUACUCGAGGAAGAAUCCGGACGGCCAUAAAGUUUCCAACUUUCCCCCCUCAGCCUUCAUUCAGUCAAACAAAGUAACUCUGGACAAUCAGCUCUCUCCAGACGGACGUACUGAUGGUUGCUUCUGUUAUAAGUUAAGAUAUUACACUCGUCUUUUUGCUCAUGUCCUGCAGGACGUUUCUUGAAGAUCAUCACACCUGACGCUUUUUAAAAAGUCUGUCAUGUUUUUAAUCACUUGCACUUAAAGUCUUGUUAUUUUGCUGCAUGGUAUGGAAGUGAGGGUCUACACUGUAAAUACUGUUUAAUCUGUCAUCUGUAAUCAUGCAUUUCUCUUUAUGGAGUAAAGUUAUAUGUUUAUAAUUUGGUGUGUCCUAGUUUACAGGACCUCGUCUUCACUUUUUACUGUCAAGAAAUGAUUUUAAAAAAGACAUCCCAGUGCCCAAUAUGAAAGGAG